Trypanosoma grayi is the source of this 386-nucleotide messenger RNA. RefSeq lists its product as hypothetical. The annotation marks the transcript as partial. Lineage: Eukaryota; Euglenozoa; Kinetoplastea; Trypanosomatida; Trypanosomatidae. The record is from RefSeq and is a predicted model, not a curated record. The transcript has a single exon.
UUCGCGAUGACUUGCAGCGUCGCGAGGAAGAGAUACGCCAAGUAAAGGACCGCCUGCUCCGUGUUGAAGAAGAAAAGAAGAAGAAGGAAGACGGCAUCCGUAACAGUGCCGGUGGGGUGACCAACUCCCUUCUGGCGCUGCGCGUGAAGCAGUUGGAUGCACAGUACAACAAGCUUCUGGGGGCGAAGGUGGAUGCCGUCUUGCAGGAGGGCUCGACGGCGCGGAUCAACGCGGAGGUGAAGGAGUUGUUUGCACAGAUGAAGGCCAAGAUGAUUGCCGAUGCGUGUCGGCACGAGGCGGAGGUGCUACUCCUGAAUGAGAGUCUCUUUGACACCGAGAAACGUCUCGCCACGGCGCACCAUGGCCUGCAGGGGCCCACCGUGUAG